AGCCCAGCCCAGCUGGAGCCCAUCCGCCCUGGACUCCUGGAGAGCAGCCAACUCGUGUGGGGCUUAGAACUGUGGGGUCCCGUCGCUGAGUGUCAAAUGCCCGCCCGCCGAUUCUUUUGCCCCGGCUUUGGAGGGUCGUCAUGUCGUCGGUGCCAACUUGCCGAGGCAUGCAAGAGCCGAGUGAUGGUACUGUCAACAGGCCUGUCCACCACUUUAAAGUCUUUCACUUCCUCAACACUACAUCAUCCCGAAUCUCUACUUCCUCUCUCCUCUCCUCCUAAUUAUCUUCAGUAAACAUUCCUUGAGAUCCGCUACGAGAGACAGACCGAUUGCUUUGGACAUAGAGCAGUGAAACACAAUUGAUUGAACAUGUCGGAAUUACGGUAUGAUGGCCAGGUUGUGGUGGUUACUGGCGCUGGAGGAGGACUUGGAAAGGCUUAUGCUUUAUUCUUCGGCUCAAGAGGCGCUUCAGUCGUUGUAAACGAUCUCGGAGGAUCGUUCAAGGGCGAGGGCAACUCGACAAAGGCAGCAGAUGUCGUCGUCGAUGAGAUCAAGGCCGCAGGCGGCAAAGCAGUGGCCAACUACGACAGUGUAGAAAAUGGCGAGAAGAUUAUCGAGACCGCCAUCCAGAACUACGGCCGAAUCGACAUCCUCCUCAACAAUGCUGGUAUCCUCCGUGAUAUCAGCUUCAAGAAUAUCACAGACAAGGACUGGGAUUUGAUUAUCGCUGUCCAUGUGAAGGGUUCAUACAAGUGCGCCCGCGCAGCGUGGCCAUAUUUCCGUAAACAGAAGUACGGCAGAGUGAUCAACACGGCAUCUGCGGCUGGUCUCUUUGGAAGCUUCGGACAGACCAACUACUCAGCUGCUAAAUUGGCUAUGGUGGGCUUCACAGAGACUCUUGCAAAGGAGGGUGCGAAAUAUAACAUUCACGCCAAUGUUAUUGCCCCAAUUGCUGCGAGCCGAAUGACACAAACCGUUAUGCCACCCGAUGUUCUCGAAAACCUCAAGCCAGACUGGGUUGUUCCUCUCGUGGCUGUCUUGGUGCACAAGGAUUCUGAUGAGAACGGUGCCAUUUUCGAGGUUGGCGGUGGCCAUGUUGCCAAGCUUCGAUGGGAGCGUUCCAGCGGUCUUCUUUUGAAGGCUGAUGAUUCCUAUACGCCUGGUGCUAUUUUGAAGAAAUGGGAUCAGGUCGGUGACUUCAGCAAAGGUGCUGAAUACCCUACUGGUGUUGCGGACUUCAUGGGUCUGCUCGAGAAGUCCAUGAAAAUGAAACCCAAUGACAAGGGCGAGACUCUUGACUUCAAGGGCAAGGUUGCCUUGGUCACCGGUGGUGGUGCUGGUAUUGGCCGCUGCUACGCUUUGGCAUUCGCCAAAUAUGGCGCCUCUGUCGUUGUCAACGAUUUGAUGAACCCAGACGAUGUUGUCCAGGAGAUUCAAAAGCUCGGUGGCAAGGCAGUUGGUGUAAAGGCCUCAGCUGAAGAUGGCGAGACCGUUGUAAAGGCAGCAAUUGAUGCAUUCGGCCGCAUUGAUAUCAUUAUCAACAAUGCUGGUAUUCUUCGCGACAAAGCCUUUACGAACAUGGAUGAUAAGAUGUGGGAUCAAGUCAUUUCAGUUCAUCUCAGAGGUACAUAUAAGGUUACCAAGGCUGCUUGGCCAUACAUGCUUAAGCAGAAGUACGGCCGUAUCGUAAACACCACUUCCACAAGUGGUAUCUACGGCAACUUUGGACAAGCCAACUAUGCUGCAGCCAAAUGCGGUAUUCUCGGCUUCUCGCGCGCCCUUGCUCGUGAGGGAGCGAAGUACAAUAUCUUGGUCAACACCAUUGCACCAAAUGCUGGCACUGCCAUGACCAGAACCAUCCUUCCAGAGGAGAUGGUUCAAGCCUUCAAGCCAGACUAUAUAGCGCCACUCGUUGUAGCACUUUGCUCUGACAAGGUUCCCAAACCAGGAACCGGUGCUCUCUACGAAGUCGGUAGCGGAUGGGUCGGACAAACCCGCUGGCAGCGAACUGGUGGACAUGGUUUCCCAGUUGACCAGAAGUUGACACCGGAGGCUGUGCUCAAGCAGUGGAAACGCAUCACCGACUUCGAAGAUGGGCGAGCAGACAAUCCAGAGUCCAGCCAAGACGGGCUGAAGAGCAUCAUGGCGAACAUGCAAAAUAAGAAGGGAGGCGCGAGUAAGGUAUGAGCAAGAUUCUCUACCAUCCUUUUCUAUCCCGGAACGAAAAAUUGGCGCUGCUCCUAUAUCUGUAAUGGUACUUUAUGUAUAAUGAAAUGAUGUUGACGUUUAUUUUGGUAUUAGAAGAGUGAAGGCGCAGAAGUGAACGAGGAGAUCCUUGCCAAUAUUGAGAAAGCUAAGAAGGCAGAGGGCUCGGGUACUGAAUUCAAGUACGAAGAAAGAGAUGUCAUGCUCUACAACUUAGGUAUUGGAGCAAAGAAGACUGACUUGUCCUACGUUUUUGAAGGAGAUGAGAACUUCCAAGCCCUCCCAACAUUCGGCGUCAUCCCCUUCUUCAGCGCCGAAACACCAUACCAAAUCGCGGACAUCGUCCCCAACUUCAGCCCCAUGAUGCUUCUCCACGGCGAGCAAUACCUUGAGAUCCUCUCAUAUCCCAUCCCCACAUCCGCAACUCUCGUCUCCAAACCACGCCUUCUCGAAGUAGUCGAUAAGGGCAACGCCGCUAUUGUAAAAUCUGGCGUAACAACCAUCAACAAAGAAACCGGCAAGCCACUCUUCUACAACGAAAGCACUGUAUUCAUCCGUGGCUCUGGCGGCUUCGGUGGCGUCAAGAAACCUCAAGACAGGGGCGCCUCAACAGCAGCCAACAAGCCUCCUUCUCGCGCACCAGACUUCACGGCUGAGGAGAAGACUACUGAGGAACAGGCUGUUCUGUAUCGUUUAAGCGGUGACUACAAUCCUCUGCACGUCGACCCUGCGUUCGCGAAGAUGGGAGGCUUCAGCGUUCCCAUUCUUCACGGGCUCUGCUUCUUUGGUAUUUCGGCGAAGGCUGUGUAUGAGAAGUAUGGUGCAUUUAAGAAUAUUAAGGUGAGAUUCGCGGGGACGGUUUUACCCGGGCAGACGAUUGUGACAGAGAUGUGGAAGGAGGGUGGGAAGGUCGUGUUCCAGAGUAAGGUCAAGGAAACAGGAAAGUUGGCUAUUAGUGGGGCAGCGGCUGAGCUGGUGGGUGAUGGGAAGACGAAAUUGUAAAAAGAGAGAAUGUAAAGAGGGGCCAGUGAUGGAGUGACGACCGAAGAGGGAAUUGUACUCUAGAAUAGGAUUGUCCAACGGGUAAAAUAGAAUGGAUGACUUCCAAACAGAACCCA
This is a messenger RNA of Cadophora gregata, 3323 nucleotides long. It is a transcript of the gene FOX2, whose product is annotated as bifunctional hydroxyacyl-CoA dehydrogenase/enoyl-CoA hydratase fox2. The record is from RefSeq and is a predicted model, not a curated record. Gene Ontology annotation, molecular function: oxidoreductase activity. Lineage: Eukaryota; Fungi; Ascomycota; Leotiomycetes; Helotiales; Ploettnerulaceae. Bases 370 to 2187 code for a protein of 605 amino acids. The transcript is spliced from 7 exons.